Eimeria tenella is the source of this 2058-nucleotide messenger RNA. RefSeq lists its product as uncharacterized. The record is from RefSeq and is a predicted model, not a curated record. Bases 1 to 2058 code for a protein of 685 amino acids. The transcript has a single exon. Lineage: Eukaryota; Apicomplexa; Conoidasida; Eucoccidiorida; Eimeriidae.
AUGUUAAGCUCUAAGUCAGGGAUCACCCAGCAGCCCGUCAUGGAGCUGCUGUAUGUAACACCUUUCCGCGACUCUGCUCCACCAUCCGGCAUCGGCGCAUUGAAUACUAAGAAUGAAAGGUUCAGAUUAUGGCCCAAUCAAGGAGCUCAUCGCCCCUCCAAGGUCCUGCAAAUGCUCGCGGCAGUUAUAGCUUUGGUCUUGGCAGUGCACUGGUGUAUUCUCCAGAGAAACAACCUUGCCAGCACAAAUGUACUAAUUCGCAGACUGGCGAGUGGUGAAAAGGGGGAUAAUCAAGAGGAAAGGGCAGGUAGGGCUGGCGUAGACGCUUGCGAGAGCCUCUACACUGCAACGGGCUCACAGGAGCUUGGUACUUCUGAGACCUCACCCGCGGCUCAACAAGUGUUAAGGAGAAUGCUCAAUGAAGAGUCAGCAGGAAAAAGAGAGGAACACAGCCCAGAUGCCAAUGUGGCUCGAGACAGCACAACAGUUCACAGCAUGGCAGCGAGAGCUCUUGAAUCGGCAAUGGACUCUAUGGAGGGUUUAAACGCGACAACGCAUCCGCCAAGAGACACAAUUACGGCCUCAUCCUCCCCCCGCAGUGAGAAGGCCGCUGAUAGAAACCGACAAAACUCCGGGUCGUUCGCGACGGCCAGCAACAUUGCAGUGACUAAACAGAAGUCUGAUGACAAUUUGGACCUUUCUAACAAGCAUUGUAUCAAAAAACAAGCUCUAAUCAGCACAUUACGCGGAAAUCUUAGAUGUUCUUCACAAUCUCGUAAGCGUUCAGCGACUGCAGCCAGUACUUUCACUUCGGCAGUGCAAAGUCCAACCCGUCCAUUUCCCAUUGAACCCACAGACAAUGAUAUAUAUAGCGCACCGAUCCCGCUACAACGAAGAUGCCUCGAAGUUGCAAAUACUGUAUCUGCGCAAAUCGGCGGGGAAAAUUAUGGAGGUGUCUCACAGUUGCACGAUGAACACCAGGGUACCUCGGCAAAUCAAGCCCUGUCCGUUUCACGUGAAAGCAUGUUGAAGCCUUUAGCGCCUUCUACUUGUACGAAAAGGGCAGAACGUCCUUUGAGUAAGCAGCGCUCUAAAGCCAAGCAAGCUAGGCUCCUACCCAAGGUGAGUGCGAACAAAUUUCACCACUGCGGCCUUGUUUCUGCAACACUUGAGCGUUUCAGAAGCAUGCAGCGCUGCGUCUCCAGGCUGUGUACACUGCUUUUAUCAUUGCGUUCUAUCGUGUUGUUUUUAGUGUUUCUCUCCCUUGCCCAAGGACGCACUGGCAUUUCGUUCAUUCCUUUUUCAGAACAGAGCAUGCUUCUGCUAUUCUGCUUGAAGAAUGGCUGUUCUUUGCCUUUCUGUCGUCCGUGUCAGCCCACCCCACCACUCACUGGCACCACUCUGCGAGAAACCACGAGUGCCCUGGAACAGCAAGAGCCUGAUUACGAGAAGCAUCCGUUCUACCGGCUGCCACCUGCCGGUCCAACGAUGGGAAUCGAGCCAUUUGAUACAGAUUUCGCUCUAACAAUUGCAGCACCAGCCGCUGGGGCUGCUGCGAAGCUUGACCCUAUUCGACAGAUAUUUCUAAAACCGCAGAUCUCUGCACAGGAUAUGCAACAACUUGUACGUCUUGGUGAACAGCUUGUGGCGUAUGCUCAGAAGUACUUGGCGAAAGAAAUCUCAUUGAAAUCAAAUUGGCGACUCUCGGAAUCAAUGGCUCGUCGCUUCCUUGUGGCAGAUGCAUUGUGGUGUAUUUGUAACAUUGUAGGCCCUGCAAUGCAGAGGGGGCAAUGGUGGGAUCAAAUAUUAGGGAAGAUUGGAGGUCAUGAAGCUUUAGUGGAUCACGUAAAUUCGCUGAGUAGCCCUAAUGGGCCUACGUUUUUAGCUCGAAUUGUUGCUGCUUUGGAACAAUACAAGAGAGGCGACCGGCCAGCUCCGAGAGAGGUUGUAGAGUUGAAAAUGCGAAUACUUCGUCAACCGUGCGUCACCGAAGAGUUCAGAAGACCUCAGUGGGACCCCUGGAGAAAUGACGACAAACAUUUCAGAGGCAUUUCUUGA